This is a messenger RNA of Aphidius gifuensis, 786 nucleotides long. Its product is annotated as CD63 antigen-like. Bases 330 to 698 code for a protein of 122 amino acids. The transcript is spliced from 2 exons. Lineage: Eukaryota; Metazoa; Arthropoda; Insecta; Hymenoptera; Braconidae. Gene Ontology annotation, cellular component: membrane. The record is from RefSeq and is a predicted model, not a curated record.
GUGUAAUUAUCUUUUUUUUUAUUCCUAUUUUUUAGCUGAGUGGAACAAUAUUAUUAUCUAUUGGCGCAAGUUUUUUUAUUGCAUAUGCCAAUAUUAAUCACCUACUUUACCCUCAUCAUUUCACACCAACAACUAUAUUAUCAAUCUUUGGAUUAUUAAUACUUGUCACAUCAUUUAUCGGAUUUUUUGGUGCACUUAAAGAAAGCUCUUCACUGAUUUUUUUGGUAAUUAAAAGAUAUUAAAAUUAAAAAUUAUUAAAAAAGUAAUAUAAAAAUCAUAUGUAUUUUUUAUUUUAUUAGUUCUUGUGUUGUUUGGUGAUUCUUGUAAUAAUGGAAUUAUCAGCUUCAAUAUGGAUUUGGACAAAUAAAGAUAAUAUGAUAGACAUUGGAGAAAUUAUGUCACAAUAUGAAGAAAAUCAAGAAGCUCGAUUGACCCUUGAUGCAAUGCAAACAUCGCUUCAAUGCUGCGGAUCUACUGGCCCAUCAGACUGGGUCAAAUAUCGUAAUCAUGUGAUUAAUGAUAUUUCAGCACCACAUUCAUGCUGUUUUUCAACAAAAAACAAUGAAAAUAAUACAAUUACAUGCUCUGGUUAUUAUCAAAAAGGUUGUAGUGGUCCAUUAAAAACAUUUAUACAUGAAAACGCAAUAAAAAUAAUAACAUCAGCAAUAAUUAUUGUGUCAAUUCAGGUAAAAUAUUAAAAUAUUUAUUUUAAAUCAAAGCAAUAAAACCAAUUUUUCAAUAAUUAAUUUCAGAUAAUUGAUCUUGUAUUGUCAUUGACAUUUAGAA